Messenger RNA from Manduca sexta (tobacco hornworm), 834 nucleotides. RefSeq lists its product as uncharacterized. Lineage: Eukaryota; Metazoa; Arthropoda; Insecta; Lepidoptera; Sphingidae. The coding region runs from base 247 to 834 and encodes 195 amino acids. The record is from RefSeq and is a predicted model, not a curated record. Gene Ontology annotation, cellular component: transcription regulator complex; nucleus. Gene Ontology annotation, biological process: regulation of transcription by RNA polymerase II. The transcript has 2 exons.
UUUAGUUUUACGCCGACGGCACGCGCACCGUCAGCGCUGAUGGCCGAGAUAUAUGGACUUCUAGGAAGCGUUUUUAAAUGAUGCGUACCUAUCAGCGCGCACAGUGGUCAGCGCUGAUAGCUACGCGGCCGUACGCGUCGCGCGUCGGCCCCGCGUAGCUGUCGGCGCUGACGAUCGCCCGAGCGCCUCUGCUUUCAGUGAGCGUUCUAGCGUCGAGCGGAGCGGACGUCGUCAGCGCGUACAGUCAUGGCGAAUCGCGAAGUGGAUACAAGUCGAGUUAUCGAUGAGGUACGCCUGAGGAAGAAAUUUUGGGAUGCAUCCGAUCCACUCUACAAAAAUAAAGAUGCAAGAAACAAAUCCUGGGAGGAUAUUGCGGACACAUUGUUCGAAAAUAUUUCAGGAGAAGAAAAACAACAACUUGGCAAACUAGUCCAACAAAGAUGGAAAACAGCCCGUGAUGCGUUUUUUAGAACAAAGAACGCAAUGAAAAAAACGCCUUCUGGAAGUGCUGCACCAAAAUACAAAAAGUACAUUUAUUAUGACGAAUUAAGCUUCCUAGCUCCAACAGUUGAGAAUGAAGUUGAUGAAUCACUCAAUGAAACCAUACCCUCCCCUUCCCUUCCCUCACCCUUAGCAAAUAUAGAUAACACAUUGGAUAGUAUGGUAUCUUCAGAACACUCUCAAGAUUCUGAUAUAUUCACGCAGCAAGUUUUUUCAAACACUCAGCAGGGUGAGCAGAAUGACCGUGGUGUUGAUUCACCAUCAUCACAAAACCUUGGCUGGAAAAGAGAAAAGAAGGGCCCCGAAAACAAAUCCAGAAAGUUCUCCUUUUGA